This is a messenger RNA of Haplochromis burtoni (Burton's mouthbrooder), 2306 nucleotides long. RefSeq lists its product as uncharacterized. The coding region runs from base 82 to 1080 and encodes 332 amino acids. The transcript is spliced from 5 exons. NCBI's taxonomy places the organism in Eukaryota, Metazoa, Chordata, Actinopteri, Cichliformes, Cichlidae. The record is from RefSeq and is a predicted model, not a curated record.
GCACCUACAGGAAGCUAAGAUCACCACAGUCCACCUCUACAGUUUCCUGAUUGUCGAGUUGAUUCCAAACCUGACAUCAGUAUGAAGAUAUUUUACCUCGUUUUGCUUUUUCAAGCAAGUCUUCAGCUUGAAUGUGAUAAAGAGAUCACAGCCCAUGUUGGAGGUGAAUUUAUCCUUAAAUGCAAGUAUGGCAUAAAUCAUUUUCUGUACAGCAAAAAGUAUUGGUGCAGAGGGCCCUCCAGAAGCAAUUGUGAGAUUGUGGCAGACUCAGAAAACAGUCGAAAAACACACAGGUCCCAAGUGAUAGAUUUAAACAGAAGGGGGCUGUUUGUGAAAGUCACAAAUCUCCGAUUUGAUGACGCUGGAGCGUACUGGGUUGGGAUUGAUAAGAUAUAUGCUGACAUCAUGACCCAAGUCAAAGUGAUUAUCACUGAAGUUCCAGUGUCCAAGCCCCGACUUUGGCCCCUGAGCUCUCUGGUGGACAGGCCAACAUGUUGGGGGAAGUCAGUUACCUUACGCUGUGGUUGUGCAAAGGGCACUGGUGUUCGUUAUGCCUGGUAUCAGCACAUUGACAGAAAGGACUUCCUGCUCCAUAAGUCUUCAGACUUGUAUCUUCACUGUGGCGCAGUUCAAAAGGACUGUAGCUAUUUCUGUAUUGGCAGUAAUGACAUAAGCAGUGAGAAGAGUGAGCUCAUCUCUGUGCAGGUUCUGAUGCCUGCAAACAGCAGCUGUAUCUAUGUUGUUAAUAUUCAGGGUCAACCAAUUUAUGACUGUGCAGACAGAAUGAGCACAACCACAGUCACAACACCAACUCUGACCUCCUGCCUAGUUAUUAUGAACAUCAGUGAUAAUAACACAAGAAAUCAAUCUUUACAACUGAAUGAAACCACUCAAGGCUUUUUUUUCAUCAGAUCAUUGACGGGACUGCCACUGUGGUACAUAUUACUGCGUUGGAGUUCUUUUCUGGCCUUGUUGAUAAUCAUUUGCACAGCUGUUAAAUGCACAAGAAGAAGAUACAAAAAAUAUGUCAACCAGAAGAAAAAUAUUCAUUGCAGGCGAAUUUACCAUGCGUGUCAGUGACCUGAAUUUUACUGUGGUAGUUCUGUGGAAGUUAGAAUGAUGCCUCUGAGAUAGCAGCUUUGUGGCUUAAUUGUUGGCCAAAGUUCUUCGAUCAUGUGGGCCUGUUUGUGAAGAGGGUAGGGCAUAACAUGUCAGACUGCAGAAUGACUCAUGCAAUACUGACCAAAGUGGUCUGUUAUUUAUUUGAAAUACUAGAGUUUGGAAGAGUCUACAAGACCAUUGAAAUAACAGUUUUAAUUAUGAUUGCUGAUUGCUUUAUCAGAUCAACUUUUCAUAUAGUAGUUACACAAUUUUGUAUACAUUAGUUAUACAAAAUAUUGACAUUAAAACCAACAAAGCUUUUCAGAAGGCAGCUAAUGAUGAUUAUCACGAUCAAUGAAAAUAAAAGGACUUAUGGUAUUGUCUUAGGUAGUGGAAAUAAAUGUAAACAAACUUCAGACAUUUUACCGUCUAUCUAAGGCCCUCUUCACUUCUAUAAACUGAUGGAGAGUACCAGGUAUUUAACUUUUAUUUACCUCUAAGUGGACAUAUCUCCUUUGCGGCAUUCCUGACUCAGACCUAGUCAUGUUAGUCCACUAUGCAGAUAUAUGGAGAGUCAUAAGAGAGCCAAUCAAGAGGAUUGUUUUAAUAAUGAUGAUGAUGACUAAGAAUGUAGCCCAAGAUUAUUAAAAAGGUGUGUUUCAGGUCCUUGAAUUUCCACAUGAAUUAGACUGAUGAUUAUAAAAAUAUAUAAAUAAAUUUGCAGUAAAACAGUCAUUGACUACCAUGUACUUUUGCUGUUUUUGUAUUAGUGACAUUAAUUAUACUUAAAUUGUGGAGUCUGGAAGUUUUAUAUGAUAAAUGGUUUAUUGCUGUUACAGGUUAUGAAGAAAUGCAAAUACCUCACCCACUUAUUGUGAAAUCAGUAUCACAACAAUGUGUCAGUACUUGGGCGUUGUAGGGCAUUAAAAUAUGUCAUAUCAGGUUGAUUAAAAUUCUAGUGCUGCUGGCUCAACACUAGAAACAGACUAAACUAUAAGGUAGAAUUCAGCAAUAUUACCCUUGAAUUAGUGAUGUAUAUGAACUGUAGCAUACAGUUGUCCAAAUAUUUAGUUUACUGGGUCUUGACUGAUACUAUUUUGUUUCCAUUCUCAGAGAAAGUGUCAGAAAAUUCCAGGUUAAUUACUACUCACGUUGUACUGUAGUUGAUUUCGUUACACUUAAUGUUAAAAUAAUAAAACUUUUCA